Molecule: messenger RNA, 3770 nt
Organism: Oncorhynchus nerka (sockeye salmon)
Lineage: Eukaryota; Metazoa; Chordata; Actinopteri; Salmoniformes; Salmonidae
Gene: rab11fip5b
Product: RAB11 family interacting protein 5b (class I)
Exons: 5
Coding region: 380-2329 (649 amino acids)
Biological process (GO): regulated exocytosis
Cellular component (GO): phagocytic vesicle; early endosome; recycling endosome
Molecular function (GO): small GTPase binding
Source: RefSeq, a predicted model, not a curated record
UGUUAGGGAGGGCGGUCCGCAGGAGCACAAUGACUUUUCAGACAGUAAACUAGUAAUGCGAUGAGGACUGACCAAAGCAGAACAAUGACAUGCGAGUGCCUCAAGCGCGGCAUAGCCAGCAUUUCCACAAACUGACGUCGGUGACCUGCUUGAGCAUUUUGGAGGAAUUCUGCAGAGGUCCUGCAUCUGUUUGAGCAGUCAAACAUAGUAGCCCAAGUAACGGGCGAUCCAGGCGCAAGGGCGAGGCGAAGACAUUGGAUAGCAUCGUCAUCAGAUGCGCAAACCAGUGGGACAGGUUCCAAAAAAGCAGUGACAAAGGAUGUCUAUUUAGGACUUUUUACGCAUUCACGCUUCCCCACUCCAGGCAACGGAAUUUAAAAUGAUGUCACUUAUAGAGUUGAACGAUGACCAGAGAUGGGUGCCUACACAUGUGAAUGUCACUGUCCUUCGUGCAAGGGGUUUGCGGACGAAGGGCAAGCACGGGAGCCGUUAUGUUUACACCAUCAUUCAAGUUGGGAAGGAGAAAUACACCACCGGGUUGGUCGAAAAGGCGACUGUGCCAGAGUGGAAUGAGGAAUGUUGUUUCGAACUUCUCCCCGGAAUACUGGAGGCUGGGGGUCGCAGUGCAUUUCCUUCAGGGAGCGGCGACUUGGUCCUCACGGUCAUGCACCGGGUGCUUAUCGGACUUGACGUGUUUCUUGGUCAAGCAAUCGUCCCCCUGGAUAAAAUAUUUCAAGAUGGAAUGUGUCCUAGAGAUGAAUGGCUCAAACUCAACUCCAAGGCCAGCCGGAAGGAGAAGGAGCGUGGCGAGAUACAGGUAACGGUCCAGUUCACGCGCAACAACAUGACAGCCAGCAUGUUCGACCUUACCAUGAAGGACAAGCCGCGCUCUACCUUCGGCAAACUCAAGGACCGCGUGACGGGGAGGAAGAGGGGCGACAUGGAGUCCUCCUCGGCUAUUGUGCCGGGACGCUUCGCCGCCCUGUCGAGUUCCCUGGGGCAGCCAUUCGGGGAGGGGAGUGGAGGGGGAGAGGACCCCGGGGAGGUAGAGGUAGCCGAGGAGAAGCGGAGCAAGGUGAAGGAUUUUUUCCUGGGUAAGGGAAAGCUGCGGAGGUCUUCUGACACGAGGUCGUGUUCGUCGCUGGCCUCAGAAAGCAGCAUGUCGUCCACGACCAGUGAGAGCCACUGUCCCCCUUCUCUGGGUCUAGGCCUCCUGGUGGACCCCCCCAGCUCCCCCAUCUACAGCAGCAAGGUCAAAGACACCCACCACAGAGAUACAGACCUAGCUAAAAAAGUGCUUACCACCACACAGUCUUCCCCAAAGAUACUGACCCACAAGCGAGCCUUCAGCGACGAGGCGAGUAGGAUCACCACGACUGCCAUUCCCCGGCCCUGUCCUGCUGUGGAGUCCCUCAAGGGUCAAGGUAUGACUCUCUCCCAAUCCUCUCUGUGCAUCAACGGAAGCCACGUCUAUGGAUCUGAACCGGUGGGUCCCAAGGGCUCAAGCACCCUUCCAUCCAAGCUGGUCCUGCUCGAGAAGUGCUCCCCUCUCUCUCGUUCGCUGCAGAACCUCACAAAGCGGAGCGAGGACAAGGGUUCCGCUGGCGAGGGCCGGCGCUGGUCCUUCGACAAGGUAAAGAAAGACGAGAAGGAUGAGGAGAAGGAGGCCGAACCUCCAGUCUCCCAGUUUCAAAGUGCUCGAGUGGGGGGUCGGCCGGUGCAGGCAGCAGCCCCGAUGCUGUCUUCUACUACCACGGUGGACUCAGCAGACAAAGGGAAGAAGCUCAGAAAAACGUUAUUCUCCGGAGGGAGGAGUGAUUCUCUACCUGCCAAGUCCGAGCUGAGCCAGGGUUCUCCUCCCCCUGAGGGGAGACUGCGAGGCUGGUUUGGCUCCAGUGACUCCCAGAACAAGCCAAGCCCCCACCCAGUGAAGCCCUUGACCACCACAGCCAGUCAGGGGGAGAAGAAAGAGGGCCGGUCAGUUCUGGAGAAGCUCAAGUCUUCCAUCCACCCAGGCCGCUCUUCCCAGCAGACACUGGCCGUGGCUGAGACUGAGAAGAAGAUUGAGGAAUCGUUAGCAGACAGCUCGGCCCAGUACGAGCAGCUGACAAACAUGGAGCUGAUUUCCCUUCUGCUGCAGCAGGAGAUGGAUAUGGAGAAGCAGCAGGUGGCCUCCGACCAGCAGGCGGUGAUGCUGGAGAAACACGAGGCGGAGCUGAAGAAGAUCAAGGCACAGGUGCGCGACCUAGAGGACUACAUCGACAAGCUGCUGGUGCAGAUCAUGGAGCAGACACCCACACUCCUCCAAGUGCGCUCCCGGCACAAGUGACCACUAGUGCUAGUUUGUGCACAUAUAAUCAGUAUAAUAUAGGGCCAUGGUCACCAUCAAACCCUGGUCCUGGAGAGCUCCUAGGAUGAGCAGACAAUUGUUCCAGCUCAGUCCCUAUAAUAGUGCAUUUAACUAGAUUUGGUGGUCAGUUGUUUAGCCAAUCAGGUGUUAUAGUGCAGGGCAUGAAACAAAAGCCUGCACAUCCAAGUAGUUCUUGCGGACCAGGGUUGGUUACCAAUGUUCCAGGGUCAGGUGUAGUCCAACAGAUCCCUAAGCAAAUACUAAAUCUCACAACCAUCCAGGUUUCACUGCUGAUACCCUGCCCUGUUGAUAUAGACACAAUAUUACCCAUGUGCAUGCUUGCUAUUGCUUUACACUCACUACUUAGGAUAAGGAGAGUGACAGCUUUUAUCAAAAGUACUGCAAGAAUUCUUAUAAAUGUGCAUUGAUGAAGAAUAUAGAAAAUGUCUUCCUAUUCAUAAAGUGUACAGUAAAUGUAAUAUUCAGUGGUAUAAAUUGUUCUUACGUGAUAUGACAUUGCAUAAAAUUCAGAAAACAUUGAAGUGUUUGAAUUAGUAUAAUAAUGACCCAAAUUGUCUUCAUCGUGGUAAAUACUGUCAUUAUUUGGCAUACGACUCAAAAACAGACUGACCCGAGGAGAAUUCCACUGAACUUAAAUUUGUUUACAUGGAGAAAUGUGAGCUUCAGCUAGUGUCAUAUUGUGUAAAUUAUUAUAAAAAAUAUAUCAAAAUGAAAAUGCAUGAAGACAGAUGUCUUAAAUAGACUGCUUUGAAGGAAAUUCCGGCUGAACUCAAAUUUGUUAAACUGGAGAAAGAUCAACUUGAGCUAGUGUCAUAUUUUGUAAAUGAUUAUAAAUAUAUAUAUAUGUGAAAAGAAUAUAUAGGAAAACCAUGUGAAAAAUAGAUAAACAUUUGGUAAGAGAACAAUGAUUUCUUAUACGAUGCUGCUGUAUGAAAAGCCAAAACGAACAAGCGCUAAUGAUUUUUUCUUUCUCCUAUUUAAGAAAAAUAAUAAUAAUUAAUUUUGCAACAUAUGCGACGACACGUGACACCUUUCUCUCAAAAUGAAUUUGAGAAUGUAUGCAAGUUGGAAAUAUCCUCGGCUUUGAUAUAAUUUACUAUUCAUUGAUGAAGUGUGUGCAAAGAAUAAAGUGACAAAUGUUCAUGUGAUAAAGGUAGGUACUCCAAAAUGAAUUCAAAGGCAUUGAUUUAUGCUAAGUUAGGUAUAUGUUCACAUUUUGGUUUCAUUCGAAAAGAGAAUGAAUACAAUUACAGAUAUUUUUGGGGGCUAAUCAUUUUUUAUAUGACAUUGUAUUAUGGUAUUAUUUAGUGCAGUACGUCAAUACAGUACUAUAAUUUAAAUGCUAUUCAUGACCUAAGCACUGUAACAUGUAAAAUAAAGAAAAUUGCUUAUCAAAUGA